AUGUGGGAAUUCACAGCGGUAACAAUAGACACCGAGACCUUAUUUUUAAAUGUUCACAUUUUGUGUUUGUCCCUUUCUAUUACUCGCAGAAGGAAUAAAGUAAGAGGAUGCAUUUAGAUUUCAUAAAGAACAAUUGAACAAAAUGAACAAAAUGAAUGAUUGACAAACAAGACAUGAUUUGUACAAUUUCACAAACAUCUAAAUGGCGGUAACUCAAACCUACAAGACAACCACAUACCACAGAUUUAAACGAGAUGACCAAAGACACGAAGAGUUUGAAGAAAGUUCGGACUUUUUAAAGGGACAAGGAUUCUUGAUAAUUAUAUUUUUGUUGAUAAUUUUAGUAAUAGUUUCAAUAGUUAUACUUGUUAUUAUGUGCAGAAAAAGGCUUUUCCGUAGACAAAAAGAGUCGUGUACGGAAAAUAAUAUCCGAUGCCAUUGUUUUCUCAACAGAGGUUUUCAAUUAGAACAUGGUGUUUCAUCACAGAACUGUUCAUGUCAACAACCCCGUUCUGCGGAAUGUAUGCAAUGCAGAUAUUCAAUCAACAAUCAUAAUGGAUUCACGUCGAAUCCAAAUAAUGGACAAUCCUUAAGUAUUCCAUCUACCAGUUUUAGAAAUACUGCCAUACCGGGUUUUCAAGGGAGUAUUAGACAAGCGCCAAGUCCAAUACAGAAUGAAUGUGAACAAAUUGUCCAAAGUCACGCAAGACCUUCAGUUGACGAAACGGUGGCCGAUUAUUCAAACAGUGAAAACGAAGAUGAAGAAGAAACACACCCAAUUUCAAUUCCCAAUCAAGAACUAUUUGCUAAUAUUCCUCCUCAACUUUUACAAGUGUGCGAACGAAGUAAAACAAUACAUGUACAAAAUAAGGAAGUUGUAUUCAUUUCAAGAAGAGUUACCGAUAAGGGAGAUAACUUGGUAUUAGAUGGCAUGGGUAUAUCUUUGUUUGUUCCUCCUGAAGCUGUUAAAAAGAACGAAACAAAACUAAUCGUUCUGGUUUUAAAUUGGGACUUAAGUGACAACCCACACAUGUCAGACAAACAAGCAUUAGUAUCACCAGUUGUGUAUGUCGGCCCCCAUGACCUUAAAUUGGACAAACCAUGCACACUUAGUUUCAAACAUUGUUCCUUUGACCCUAGACAUAUCCAGGUGAUGAAGAGCGAAACCGAAUUAAUCGAGUCUAAAGAAUGGGUCGAACAUUGCUCCCUAAGUGAGAAUAGCGGUGCUUGUGUGGUGACACCCGACGAAUGUCAGCUUAAAAUCGACUCAUUCACCCUUUAUACGUGUUUACAGUCGCCAACAGGUUCAGAUGAUUGUAAAAAAUGGCUGCAGGUGGCUGCAUUUUCUAGUCCUUUACAAACCAGCAUUAAUCAUCAACAGGUGCGUGUUUAUUUUCUAAACAAGACACCAUGUGCAUUACAAUGGGCUAUCCAGAACGAGGCUAAGUUUGGUGGACAGUUGAUGGGUCCAGAGAAGGUUUAUCUGUUUUAUGGAAAUGCCCAAGAUAUGUUUAUUGCUCUUAGAUACUUGUCUGAUGGCUGGAAUAACGUAGACAAAGAAGUUGAAGAACAUGUUCCUUAUAUAAAUAUUUGGCAUGGAAAAUGUCCGCAUAUUACAAUGUGUUUUAAGAAAAAUUGUCGGCCUCGAGAAUUAACAUUUAAAUUAUUUUUGUAUCAAUAUACACUUGAAAAUGAAGGUGGAAAUUUUAUAGCUCACGUGACAGAAGAAAAUAAACGAGACCUUUAUUCCGGAACUGGAAAAGAAAGUGGAAAACAGGAAAUAGUAGUGACACUUCCGAGUAUGCGUAAUGAUUUGAAACAAGACAAAAAUGAGAACCGUCCUCACUCCGAACCGCAGGUUCACCUCCAUUUUACAACACCAGACGUUCGUCUUGAAAAAGUUGAACAAGCGACAAAGGACUACUAUCCACAUGACCUCAAAGUCAAACUAAAAGUUCUUUUAGAUCCACAUAGUGCUUUUGAUAGAAACUGGAAAGCGCUUGCGUCAGCGCUUGGCAAGGAUAAAUGUAUUAGAUAUUUAGAAACAAUGAAUAGUCCAACCGAAAACCUCCUUUCUUAUGCUGAAUCCGCAAAGUUGUCGUUAGAGACCUUAGCGGAUAUUUUAUCUUGUAUUCAAAGAGAGGAUGCUUCAACGCUUGUUAAAGAAUAUAUUCCACAAACAACCAGAAACGGCCGUGCUGGACACGAGUCGACUGAGAAUUCGUAUGAUUACAACAUCCCAGAAUAUCAAUGAAGUUCUACAAUAUUGAUUUGAAUUUGUAGUUAUAUUUAUAUUGUUUACUUACUGUAAUUUUGAAAUCAUCGAUAAUUUCGCGAUUAAUACAAAAUUGCAAAAAUAUAUCCCUUCGCGUAAAUUUUAUUUUAAAUUAUAAAAAAAUGAACCAAUGACAAGAAAACUGCGAUAAUAAAUCCACGCGAACAGGUUUCAAAUUAGCCAUGGCAAAAUUUCAGAUCAGAAAAAAAAACAAUUUCAAGUGUUACAGUACGUGUUAAGAUAAUUAAUUAUAAGAACUUUCAGAUUUGAAAUAGUGUACCGGUACCAUGGGUACAUUCAGAAAUUAUUUUUAUUAUUGUGACUGCCGACCAAUGGACAAAAGGGCGAGUUUUAUUAUUGUGACUGUCGACCAAUGGAAAAAAGGGCGAGUUUUAUUAUUGUGACUGUCGACCAAUGGACAAAAGGGCGGGUUUUAUUAUUGUGACUGUCGACCAAUGGACAAAAGGGCGAGUUUUAUUAUUGUGACUGUCGACCAAUGGACAAAAGGGCGAGUUUUAUUAUUGUGACUGUCGACUAAUGGAAAAAGGGCGAGUUUUAUUAUUGUGACUUUCGACCAAUGGAAAAAAGGGCCAGUUUUAUUAUUGUGACUGUCGACCAAUGGACAAAAGGGCGAGUUUUAUUAUUGUGACUGUCGACCAAUGGACAAAAGGGCGAGUUUUAUUAUUGUGACUGCCGACCAAUGGACAAAAGGGCGAGUUUUAUUAUUGUGACUGUCGACCAAUGGAAAAAAGGGCGAGUUUUAUUAUUGUGACUGUCGACCAAUGGACAAAAGGGCGAGUUUUAUAAUUGUGACUGCCGACCAAUGGACAAAAGGGCGAGUUUUAUUAUUGUGACUGUCGACCAAUGGAAAAAAGGGCGAGUUUUAUUAUUGUGACUGCCGACCAAUGGACAAAAGGGCGAGUUUUAUUAUUGUGACUGUCGACCAAUGGAAAAAAGGGCGAGUUUUAUUAUUGUGACUGUCGACCAAUGGACAAAAGGGCGAGUUUUAUUAUUGUGACUGCCGACCAAUGGACAAAAGGGCGAGUUUUAUUAUUGUGACUGUCGACCAAUGGAAAAAAGGGCGAGUUUUAUUAUUGUGACUGUCGACCAAUGGGAAAAAGGGCGAGUUUUAUUAUUGUGACUGUCGACCAAUUUAUUAUUGUGACUGUCGACCAAUGGAAAAAAGGGUGAGUUUUAUUAUUGUGACUGUCGACCAAUGGACAAAAGGGCGAGUUUUAUUAUUGUGACUGCCGACCAAUGGACAAAAGGGCGAGUUUUAUUAUUGUGACUGUCGACCAAUGGAAAAAAGGGCGAGUUUUAUUAUUGUGACUGUCGACCAAUGGACAAAAGGGCGAGUUUUAUUAUUGUGACUGCCGACCAAUGGACAAAAGGGCGAGUUUUAUUAUUGUGACUGUCGACCAAUGGAAAAAAGGGCGAGUUUUAUUAUUGUGACUGUCGACCAAUGGACAAAAGAGCCAGUUUUAUUAUUGUGACUGUCGACCAAUGGACAAAAGGGCCAGUUUUAUUAUUGUGACUGUCGACCAAUGGACAAAAGGGCCAGUUUUAUUAUUGUGACUGUCGACCAAUGGACAAAAGGGCCAGUUUUAUUAUUGUGACUGU
This is a messenger RNA of Mytilus californianus (California mussel), 3895 nucleotides long. Its product is annotated as UNC5C-like protein. Gene Ontology annotation, biological process: netrin-activated signaling pathway. Gene Ontology annotation, cellular component: membrane. The transcript has 5 exons. Gene Ontology annotation, molecular function: protein binding; netrin receptor activity. Lineage: Eukaryota; Metazoa; Mollusca; Bivalvia; Mytilida; Mytilidae. The coding region runs from base 203 to 2254 and encodes 683 amino acids. The record is from RefSeq and is a predicted model, not a curated record.